AUGUGGUUGCCGCUAAUUUUAGCAAGCAUUUUUGUUGGGGCUUAUGGAUUAAAAUACUCAGAGAAUGAUUUAGAAAAGUUCAUAAAGGAGACAUUUGGAGUAAAUGAUACUUCGAAUUUUAAUUUUGACCAUUAUAAAGGAUUUUGUAAUCCCUAUGAAACAAAAAUGCCGGACUUUGCAGCAUCGGGACGUAGAAUUAGUGCAACAAAAUGCCAAGAAUAUGUCUGGGAGUUGAAAAAAAGACAUUAUGGAAAAAAGCGGAAAGAAAUUUGUGAAUUUUAUACUAUGAGUCAGAUCAAUGACGGCAAAAUUCCUGAAUAUAUAUUUGCGAUUAAUUCACCAGUGAAUAUCGUCGGUAAGAAAAAGGCGACAUCGAAAUUCGAGUUUCCACAUAUGGGCGCAGUCGGAUGGAGAGCGAAAGACCCGACAAAACAAUGGAGAAAGUGGAUUUUUAAAUGUGCAGGGACACUCAUUAGUAAGAAUUUCUUACUAACAGCUGCACAUUGUUCUAAACUAUCAAUGAGAAAGGUACCCGAUAUUGCCCAAAUGGAACCCGAAGUUGUAAGACUCGGACUUGCAGAUAUUGAAGACAAUGAGUUUUUAUUGUUCGACCGUAUUAUGGAUAUAAACAUUAAAAAAAUUGUAGUCCACCCGAACUAUAAACCACCUAAAAAAUAUUAUGAUAUCGCUCUAAUACAGUUAGACUCCGAAGUAAAGUUUACGGGCUAUUUACAGCCAGCAUGUCUCUGGCCCUAUCAUGAGUUUGAACAGCUUGGCGAAAAUGGGACCAUUACGAGUUGGGGGCACACUGAAGGAGAUUUUCAAUCAAUACAACUCCAAGCCGCGGUGGUGGACUUCAUUAAUACUUCUCAAUGUGAUUUGGUACUUCAUCCAUAUCACAAUAGAAAUUGGAAUGGCCUACAAUCACAUCAGCUAUGCGCCGGCCUAUUAGACGGUGGUGUUGACACUUGCCAGGGUGAUUCAGGAGGCCCAUUGCAAGUAAAAAUUCCUUUGACGGAAGGGGAUAAUAUUUACUGGGUACUAGGUAUCACGUCGUUUGGAGUCGGAUGUGGAGGAACAAAUCAACCCGGUGUCUAUUCUAGAGUGUCCAGUUUCAUAGAUUGGAUUGAAGAACAAGUUUGGAAAUCAUCUUCA
Molecule: messenger RNA, 1155 nt
Organism: Brenthis ino (lesser marbled fritillary)
Lineage: Eukaryota; Metazoa; Arthropoda; Insecta; Lepidoptera; Nymphalidae
Source: the annotation of a GenBank genome assembly